CAUUCCACAGAGCCGAAGUCGCGGUGCGCCCCGCGCGUGCCUUCGCCGACCGACCCACGCGCCCGCUUCGCCUCAGUCGUUCCAUUGCGCUCACGAAGUUUGUGCGCCCCGGCGUCGAUCACGUCACUUAGCCGCUCCAUACGCGUGAUCGCAGACCGAAGUGAAGUGAAGUGCUAAUGGAUGCGGUUAACGACGGAGUAUAAUAUUGUUUACUGAGUUUAGCAACAUUGGAUUUGUCUAUUCAUGGGCACGUAACAGUGGUCUCGAGAUGCGACAUGCGCGCUCUGUGUUCGGUUCGCGGGCCGCUGGGUGGAGAGACGCGCGCGCUCGGUGCGGGCGCACGCCUCCUAUCCCUUCGCAUGCCCGGCCAGCCUCAACCGCUUCAUUUCGUCGUCGAAGCCAAGGCGAAGGUCAAAGAACUGAAGGCUUUGGCCAAUGCUCAUGCUCAACUACAAGGCAUGACCGACACAGACCUCUUCGGAUUAGCCGUAAUGCAAAAUGGAGAGUACUUGUUUGUUGACUUAGAAAGCAAACUCUCCAAAUAUGCGCCAAAGAGCUGGAGGUCAUCCCACACUCAUGGCUUAGACGCAAACGGGAAGCCUCUCCUUGAAUUGCACCUCGUGGUUCAGUUUCAUGUUGAGAGCCCCUUACUUUUACACGAUGAAGUUGGUCGCCAUCUCUAUUUCCUACAAUUACGUCAUAAUGUCCGAUGCAGAGACACAUUACCCGCUGAGGUACUUCUUCUGUUAACUGGGCUGGCAUUGCAGGCGCAAUAUGGAGACGCUGACGGAUACGCAGACCGGGACUACUUUAAAGUGGAAGAUUAUGCUCCAACGUCGCUCACAGGUGACUGGGUGGCCGCUGCAAUGCGAGCAUGUCACCGUGAACAUCGUGGACUCUCCCGAAUCGACGCAGAAAGUAGGUUUAUACGUGAGGUGUGCCUUCUACCUGAUACAAUGAAUUCUCAUAGAUAUCGCUUGAAACAAAACAAAUCGGAACCGGAUCCAGGGACGAUCUGGCUGUUUGUCACAGCUAAAGGCAUUAAAAUCUUACCUGAUAAUGGACCUGUUUCCAAUUUCAUAUGGACCUCCAUCGGAAAAUUAAGUUUCGAUCGGAAAAAGUUUGAAAUACGGACUGAAGAUGGAAAAAUCACUUUAUAUUCGUCAAGUGAAGAAAAGUGUAAAUAUCUUUUCGCUCUAUGCAAAGAAACACAUCAGUUCUCUAUGAAGAUCGCACCUAAGUUUAAGGAGAUAUUAAGUAAAGAAGAAGAAGAAAGAAAAAUUUGUUACGGUUAUCCAAAAUCACUUAACCUGCAGUACAUCCAAAAUAAAAGUGAACAAAGAAUAUCAGUCAUUUCGUCUACAAGUUCAAAUACUACGUCCGGUAUUGUUAGUGACAGAGUACAAUCUGAGGAUGAAUUGGAAAUAAUGAUUGAUUCACCUCCGGCACCGUCUACUGAAAGUUUGGCUUUCGCUCAUUUAUUAGAUUGCACAAAUGCUUAUUUUAUUCAGCAUACUCCUGAUGACAAUAAACCUUUCGCCAAAACCUCAUCGCUACAGUUGCAAAAAGCAAAAUUACGAAACAAAAAGAAUUUGGAUGAAAUUGACACUAUUGUUAAAAACGAUAUCUCUACUGAAAUCGGACAAAGUUCAAGAAUGCAAAUAGAAGAAACAAUUUCUUUACCCGAUCAAAGUAUUACUGAAAUCUCUACAGAUAGUCCAGGACCAAAUAAAUUAAAAUGUACUGGAUCGCAAUGUUCAUCAUCGUGUAGUACAGUUAUUAUGGCUCGAGCAGGUCUAAACACAUUGAGUCGAGCGUCCGAUGCUAGUAGUCUGGAAUUGGGCUUCAGUCAUACCACACAAAAUUCCAUGUUGAGUGAUAAUAGUACGGUUGGAACUAACAUUGAGUAUUCUCAAGACACAGCCUCAGCAUUAUAUGAUGGUCUAGGUCAGCCUAUGACUAUAGCUGCUUCUAGCGAAACCAGUGGCGUAUACACAAUGGGUAGUUCGGAACUGACUGCAAGAUCAAAAAUCGAUGCACUGUCUGAUGGUAGUAGAACUGAUUACAAUGGGUCACAUUACGACAGUUAUAAGCCAUCUCCAGAAAAUGACCUUGCCGAAAUUGAUAGUGUAUCUUCAAUAUUAAAAAAUAAGUCUGAGAGAACUAGUCAGUGCACUGGAACGCUAAGAAUACAAACAUCUAGGCCUAGUACCGAUUGUGUAGAUGGAGCAACUAAUUUUCCAAAGGAAGAACAUGCGAAAGAGAAUAUGUUCCGAGAAAGAACCAAUUCAAAUGUUAGCACUGUUUCUUUUCACGGUGAUGGCAGUGAUCCUACAGACAAUACGCGAAAUUUGCUGAGUGCAAGUGAAUUAACUGAUUUAAUCGUCGGCCGCGGCGUGUAUCCCAAAAGUCAAUCAGUAAGUGACACGCUAGACUCUGUGUCGGAUUAUGUUAGACUACCUUUACCGUUUUCAGGCGACAGUUAUCUUCAAGGCUACGAAGAUACAGCUCCUUCCGAUGACAAUUAUCCUGACAACUCUUUCUUUGAUCGUCCACCAACGCCACCAACCAGAACAGACAGUCGUAAAAUGCUUAAUCUGUCUCUUCCGAACAUACUUAAUAUUGAUGAGAAUACAUCUGUAAUGCCAAAGUUUCAUGACAAACCCCCACCACCUUAUGAAUAUAAUCAUAAAACGCUUUCGGCACAACUAUCCACCCCAACUAAAGCACCACCGGCGUAUCCUGGAACAGCAGUAUCGUCUUUACCUUUAAAGCAACAGGGAGACAAAGAAGAAGUAGCUGCUAGAGUAGUAACGUCAAGACCUAUGAUUACAAUUCUAAAAGCAGAAGCAGGUGAGGUUAAUGCCUCAAGUGAAAGAACAUUCGCUAGUCCAAUGGUAUUAGAACAUCGGUUUCAAAAAUCUAAACGCCACCAAGCGUCUAGUAGAAGAGCCGAAAGAUCAAAAUUGGCUCAAGGGAUAUGUAGCCUUUCGCCCUCGAGAGAAUUGCCACCAACACAUCACGGAGUAAACGCAAACGUGUUAGUAGCAAUGAUGAAAUUACCUCCACCACCACCACCACCCAGACGUACGCGAUUACCACCACCACCACCUGUUUCGCGGUUGCCUCCACCGCCACCUCCACAUAAUUCGAUGUUCCAUCAACAACUCUAUAGCGAUGUGGACUACGUUUAUUAUCCCAUACAAGAUCCAGCUAUUUCACAACAAAACUAUCUUGAUCACAAGUUAACAGAAUCACGGGUGUCAAAUAUGCACAAAAAUAGCUUGCAAUACAGAAGUACGCCAUACCUAUCUACAUCACUAUCAGCAUCUUCGAUGUAUGGGUCAAUUCAAAAUCUUUCAGAUUCAUACGUUCAAUUGCCUGGUACGCGUACUAGUUGGUACUCGUUAACAAGCAGAACCUCUCUCAGCAACCACUCUACAAACCUUGAACGACCUCCAAUACCUACGCGAUUGUCAGAAAUCUCAAGUUUCACAAGAGCUAGAUCACACGAAAACGUACUGAACGCUAAGGAUCCUCCACCAGUGAAAAUGAGAAGAAUGCCUCCACCUCCGCCGCCACCCUACGAACAUAAGAAGAAACUACCAUCUCACCUUCAGGAACUGAAAGCUUCAAACUGUGUGUAUAAUGAUGCAAAUGUUGUGAAUAAAGUGAAAGACGCAAAUUGUGAUUUAGAUAUAAAAACUCUUAGAGAGAAAAGCAAAAAUUUGGAUUUGCCCCUUAUAGCUGCACUAUGUAAUGAUCGAUCGUUACUAAAACAAACAAAAGCUUUCGGUAUGCCGAAGUUGAGCAAACAAACGUUUAGUGACUGUGAAAGUGAACGAAAGUGUGCAAAGUCUGUCCAAAGUACCACCGAUAGUAUAGAUCUUAAGAUUAAACAGGAAAGUAAUAUUAAAAGGGAUAUAACAGGGUCUCAAAAAAAAAUUUUAAUGCGAAACCCAACUGAUAAGCUUCCAGCACUGCCGGGUACCGCAACUCAUACUCCAAGAGCAAUGUCUAACACCUAUGUAAUACAUCCAAGUGUAGCUAAAACUAAAAAGAUCCAACCCAAUUCAUGACAGACACUGUACUGUGAAUCAUUUGUGAAUCCUUCCAGUGCUAUUAGCUUUCAUCCACCGAUUUAGCCAUAAUAAAGACUGAGCUUAAAGCCCUCGAUUGUUAUAGUAAGUCUGCAUUUCCUAUUGUAUUAGUUGUUGUUAUUCUUCUCGAUUUAAUACAUACAAUCACAUUCCGUAGAUUAGAUAUUCUUACGAUUAUGUUCUAAUAUGUACUUUACUGAUAAAUUGUUUCGUAGAUUCCUAAUAAAAAAUAUCCAUAAUGUAACUAUAAAUAAAUAUCUACGUUACGUCACUUAUUUAUUACUCAUAAAAUAUCAUGACAUACGUAUAUCACAAAUUGAGUGAACUGAAAGAUCUGCUAUAAAUUAGGUAGUGGAUAAAACGUAAUAAAAUUGGAAAAUAAUUGUUUUUUUUUUGUAAAAUUAUCACCAUUGGCAAUAUUCCUGGAGUCUUGAUAUUACUCUGUAGAUAAUAUUGGUCGUCAUAUAGUCGUUAUACUGUGAAAACCAAUUAAAUAUCUGGAUUUUUUACAGAAAAUUACUUACUACAGAAAUACGCAACUUAACUGCUUACCUAUGUAAAAUGCAUAUUUUUACAUAGUUUCGAUAAAACAUAUAAAAGAAAUAUUCAACUGCAUUUAUUUCAAAGAAAUAAUUG
Messenger RNA from Hyposmocoma kahamanoa, 4736 nucleotides. RefSeq names its product protein expanded (gene ex). Gene Ontology annotation, biological process: positive regulation of hippo signaling. Gene Ontology annotation, cellular component: cytoplasmic side of apical plasma membrane; cytoskeleton. The transcript is spliced from 4 exons. Lineage: Eukaryota; Metazoa; Arthropoda; Insecta; Lepidoptera; Cosmopterigidae. The coding region runs from base 276 to 4079 and encodes 1267 amino acids. The record is from RefSeq and is a predicted model, not a curated record.